AUGGACGUGGAUGACAACAAAUCAGGAUUGGAAGAAAUACAACAGAUACUUGAACAACUUUCAAGCAACUGUUACCAGUACGAUGUACACCUGCGAUAUAUUCAAGCUCUUCGCCAAGCUGCAUUAUUUGAGGAAUUGAAGGACGCUCGAGAAAUGAUGCACAGCAUUUUCCCACUACCUGAAGAUAUAUGGCUUGAAUGGAUCCAAGAUGAAUCACGUUUAGCUUCCACGAAAGAAGAAAAGCAAAGAGUGAUUCACCUUUAUUCUGAAGCUGUCCAAGAUUAUCUAUCCAUUAAACUUUGGAAAGAAUAUAUAAAUUAUAUGAUACAAGAGUAUAAAAGUUUUCUUGAAGAAAUGGAUGAAACUGGUGACAAUUCUGGUGAAGUUGUUACACUAGAACAAAUCCGUUCAGUGUUUACAGAAGCAAUUAAAAAAACUGGAAAUUUUGUUCCAGAGAGCCAUAUCGUAUGGGAUACGUGUAAAGAAUUCGAAGAACAAAUAUUGGAGGCAUUACCUAGUGAUGAAAUGCAAAAACAAAGAGUGCAAAAAAUGUAUUUGGAUAGACUCAAGGUUCCUCAUGCAACUAUAGAAAAAACCUUUUCUGAUUAUUCGUCAUUUAUCACCAAAUAUGACAAUUCCGAUUAUGAAAAAUGUAUGGUUGAAUCCAAUAGUUUCUUUAGUCAAGCGAAGAGAAGAUAUUAUGAAAGAGAUCAUUACGAACAGGCAUUGGCUGCAUCUGAAAAUGCACUAGAUAAAUAUAUGGAAUACAUAGAAUUCGAGAAAAAACAGACAACACCCAACUGGCAGGCAGUCCGCACUUUAUAUGAAAGGGCCAUCGUCUUUCACUAUUUGGAUCCAUCACUAUGGGAGAAUUAUAUUUUCCAAUUAAUUGAUAAAAAAUUCCCCAUUAAUAUGGUUCUUAGUGUUGUUGAACGUAGUGUUCGUAAUUGUCCAUGGUCUGGAGAUCUUUGGAGUCAUUAUAUUCGAGUUUUAGAAAAAGAAUAUGAUUCCUAUGAUAAAAUCAAAAAUAUAGUUCAUAGGGCCCUCUCCACUGGCAUGCUUAAUAAUAGCAUAGAUGAGUUAGUAAAAGUUCUAUUGGCGCAUUGUGAUUUUGAAAGGAGAAGAAUAAAGACACCUUUGAAUUCAGAAAAUACAUUGAACCUUAUAAAUAUUAUACAAGAAAGUCUUCAAACAAUCAAAAAAUCUUUUCCGAGCGGUGACCCUAAUUAUCGUUUAGAAAAAUAUUUGUUAGAAAUUGAGACAUUGAAUAAAAACCUUACAAAAGCAAGAGAGAUUUGGGAAGAUAUUAUUAAAGCUCAUGGCAGAGAUUCUGAAACGUGGUUACGCUAUAUAGAGUGGGAAAGAUUCAUGGGAAACCGUGAUGGAAUUAUUGAAAAUCAUGAUGAAAUUCACAAAAAAUUCAAAAGAGCGUCCCAGCAAAAUACCGACUGGCCAGAACGUAUAUUUGACGCGUGGGAACAAUUUGAGCACCAAUAUGGAACCUUGGAAAGUAUGGAACACGCACUUAUGUUUAUUAAAAAGCAAACGAAAAUUGUUGCGCAUAGGCGUGCAAAAAAUGCUGCUUCAUUGGAAGCCCAAAAUGUUGGUUCUGAACAAGCAUUCCAGGUAUCAACCGCCAUUAAAGACACACAGGCAGGUUGGAAUUCCGAAGCUUCCCAGUCAUCCAAAGUAUCACAACCUGAAAUUUUAGAACCAGGUAAUGAUGCAAAAAAAAGAAAGCCUGAAGAGGAUGAGCCACAAUUAGAAGGCUCACCAGCUUACAAAAAAAAUAAAGCUCAACAUCCUGAAAAACCAAAGCGUGAUCGUGAGUUUACUACGAUAGUUGCCAGUAAUCUUCCAUUAGAUGUUACAGAGGGCCAGUUGAAAGCUCUUUUCAAUGAG
This is a messenger RNA of Dentiscutata heterogama, 1902 nucleotides long. The record is from the annotation of a GenBank genome assembly. Lineage: Eukaryota; Fungi; Glomeromycota; Glomeromycetes; Diversisporales; Gigasporaceae.